GACGUAGCGAAACGUCAUCAAAUUGCGUCACGCACCGCGUAUGUUCGCUUGUGUGACUUCCAAGUAAGAUUGAUUUGUAAAUAGGUAAACAUGCCUAUGAAAGGGAGGUAUCCGAUCAGAAGGACGCUGGAGUAUCUCCAGAAGGGCGAGAUCAUCUUUAAGAAGAGGGUGAAGAUCAUGACGGUGAAUUACAACACACACGGAGAGCUCAGCGAAGGAGCAAGGAAGUUUGUGUUCUUCAACAUCCCGCAGAUUCAGUACAAGAACCCGUGGGUCCAAAUAAUGAUGUUUAAGAAUAUGACACCAUCACCCUUCCUAAAGUUUUACCUGGAUGAUGGUGAACAAGUCUUGGUGGAUGUGGAGGGAAAGGACUACAGGCAAAUUUCACAGCAUGUUAAGAAGAUUCUGGGUAAAUCAGAUGAAGUGCUGCAUGCUGAAGCUCAAGCCAAGAUGCAGGCGUCCCACCCUGCCAACUUCGGCCCAAAGAAGUACUGUCUGAGGGAGUGCAUCUGUGAGGUGGAGGGCCAAGUUCCUUGUCCCAGCACCACUCCUCUGCCAAAGGAGAUGACGGGCAAAUACAGAGCCAAGAUGGCAGAGUCACAGGACUGAGAGGCCGAGCAGCUCACUUUUCCAUCUCCUCUUGCCUUUUAUCUGGCUGUGAUGGCUAUAUUAAAGGACAUAUGCUCCAGCCAGAAGCUGCAGGAUCGCACUGACACAUGAUGAUCUGCUCCACCAUUUUCACACAGACUUUUAAUACUCAUCAAUGCAGAUGUUAACAUCGAACUCUCCAUGUCUCAUCUAUGUGAAAUUCUGUGCAGGUUAACAUGUAUGCUUGAGUUACUGCUGGGAUAAAGUUUUACACUCAAAAGUUCUCAGUCUCGUGCAUGUAAGUGAUGGCGUGAAACAUGCAUAAUCCAUAUUGACUCGUCCUGCCAAAAUGAUACCAUUCCUGGGAACAAAGAAACCCCCAUCUGCUGUUCUGUUGUACUAAUUGAUGUCAGUGAUUUUUCCACUGCUCUAAAAGAACUCCUUCAAUCUAAUCAUAAUGUGGCUGGCACAAGUGCAUAUUUGAAAAUUAGGAUAUCAUAAGAGAAUUUAUUUCACUAAUUCAAAUAAGAGUUAUCACCAUCAUAAGUUCUCUACCCUCUGAUAUAAUUUGUGUCAAAUUACAGUAAUGGCCUUUUGUUGGUUCGGGUGUUUCUAAACGUUCCUGCAGAGUCUCCAUAAAGCUUGUCAGCAGAAGGAAGCACGAAGUGUUGCAAUAUUUCCUGGUACUUUCUAGUUUUUGGACUAGAAAAAGCACAACGGACCAACAUGAUUCUGAAGUCAUCAGCAAGUUUGGAAAUUUCACACUGAACUUCAGGCAACUCGAGACUCUGAUCCUCUCCAUGUGUUCUCUAGACUUCGAUUUCUAAUUUAAGUUUAAAGAGGAGUUUGUACCAUUCGUCAGUUUUCUCAAUUUUUCUGGUACCUCUGACUCCAGCUGAAGUUCACACCUCUCCAACCUCCGCAACUCUUGAAUUUCCUUUACAUCACAAUGCUCUCAAGGUUUAAUUAUUCCUGUUUAAGUUAUUCUACACCUUUACCUUCCACCCAACUUUCCAGCAAUAUGGAGGAUGUCUACUUCAACUGGAAUCCCCAUGGUUGGGUUAGCUUUAAUAUUUCUCUAUUUUUAUUGCUUGUACAUGAUUUAUGUUUUAAGAGAAUGAAUCUUGUGUUACUGCAGGUCAAAAUUAACAGGAAUAUUUAAAACACACAGGUUGGGUUGUGAUGGGUCUAUACAAGUUUCAUGUUUAAACCUAUUUUUUUCUGAAAUAAAACUCCCACAUAUGUAAUUCCAAUUAAUUACAUGUGUAUUUUUUUUUAACCUGCCAGGAGAUUAGAAACAAAGUUAGGAACAAAAAAAACCCAUCACAAAAUAUUGUUACAGAUGAAUUUAUUUGUGUUGAAGAAACUUCCUCUUAUUAAAGUGAUGGCUGUGAAUCAU
Gambusia affinis (western mosquitofish) is the source of this 1987-nucleotide messenger RNA. RefSeq names its product mitochondrial ribosomal protein S25 (gene mrps25). Gene Ontology annotation, molecular function: structural constituent of ribosome. Gene Ontology annotation, cellular component: mitochondrion. The transcript is spliced from 4 exons. The coding region runs from base 91 to 609 and encodes 172 amino acids. Lineage: Eukaryota; Metazoa; Chordata; Actinopteri; Cyprinodontiformes; Poeciliidae. The record is from RefSeq and is a predicted model, not a curated record.